GUGUCGUUAGGAAUGCCUCACAAGCCUGACUCAGUAUUCACAGGAGGCUUCGGGAGAACAUAGCUCUUCCUCCGGGGGUGCACGAACUGACUUGACUUCCGCGGCUCCCUCGAGCUCGCUCGGUGUGGCGAAUCUGACGCUGCGGCACGGUGGCUGGGCGCGCAAGGCCCGACGGGAAGCUUGUGGAAUCUGCUGCGGGAAGAAGAACGCCAGGUUUCCUGGGCAGCCACAGUCAUGGCGGCGACCGCCCCCAGGGCUGGGGGCUCCGCACCUGAGGCGGCGGCUUCCCCCGAACCUCCGCUGCAGUACAGCCUUCUUCUGCAGUACUUGGUGGGCGACAAGCGUCAGCCCCGGCUCCUGGAGCCUGGGAGCCUGGGCGGGAUCCCGAGUCCAGCCAAGAGUGAGGAGCAGAAGAUGAUCGAGAGGGCGAUGGAAAGCUGUGCCUUCAAGGCUGCGCUGGCCUGCGUGGGAGGAUUUGUCUUGGGAGGUGCAUUUGGGGUGUUCACCGCUGGCAUUGAUACCAACGUGGGCUUUGACCCCAAGGAUCCUUACCGCACGCCGACGGCCAGAGAAGUCCUUAAAGACAUGGGCCAGAGAGGAAUGUCCUAUGCCAAAAAUUUUGCCAUUGUGGGCGCCAUGUUUUCUUGCACUGAAUGUUUAGUAGAAUCUUACCGGGGAAAAUCAGAUUGGAAGAACAGUGUCAUUAGUGGCUGCAUCACUGGAGGAGCCAUUGGUUUCAGAGCUGGCUUGAAGGCUGGGGUCAUCGGCUGUGGAGGGUUUGCUGCUUUCUCCGCUGCGAUUGACUAUUACCUACGGUGAGAACAGUGGUGUCCGGCAAGGACGAUGGCAGCCCAGGAUCAAGGCUGCUCUGUGGAGGGCAGCUUCUGUACCACUCCAGGGCACUUGCUGCAGAGACUGAAGACAUUUGUUUUCUCUCCCGUAGUUGGUGUCGUGAGGGAGCUGCCUGGCUGCAGUCGGCUACCUCUGAGCAGCCACACUCUCUGCACCUGGACUCGAGCCAGGCUGUGCGGGGUAGAUGCCAUGCCAGAUUCUCUCUUUUGGGCAGUCAAGGAGUCAGUGUGCUGACCUGUAGGAACUGAGUCCCACAGAGGGGCAGCCCGCAGCCUGUGGUGCUGUGGGGAUGGAGGGGACUUGACCCAUGCCUGCAGGCAUCCAUCUCAGACCUCAGGGCAGGGCCGAGCGGAGCCAUGCCGUCCGGCCGGUCAUGUCAUUUUGUUCAGGGUUCUGCUAUCCUUGUUAUAUAGAUAUAUGUGUGUAUGUAUUUAUAUUACAGUUCAAAAGUUUGGCUUAUUUUUAUUUUCAAAUUCCACAACUCCCCAAAAUGGUACCAGGUGGCCCAAAGAUUGAAUUCCAAAGAGAAAGCAUGAGCCAGCUCCUGAGAAGUCUGGGAACGCUUGACUCCCGGGGUCUGCAGAGCAGCGUUAUCCUCACUGAGAUUGCUGCAGUGGCCCAGCCUUGCCCUGAAGAAGCCAGGCCUAAGCGUGUCCUAGGACGCAGUGACAUUCCAUGCACAACCCUGCUGGCCUCUUCUGCGAAACCCUAGGGCUGGCUGGUGGGAAUGCCUGCGGUUUGAGGCACACGUGCGUGUUCUGCCGUGACCAUGGGCCCAGGCCCACAUCAAGGACAGUGCGAGGGUUGUAUUGCUGUGGUCAUCCUGAUGACCCAGUCCCAGCAGCCGCUGGUUACAACCACUCCGUGUUCAGGAGCUGCUCUCCACCAUCCUGUUCCUCUGAUGUCAGGGGUUCAUUACUUACUUAAACAGAGUUUUUGACUUGACUUGGUAGCCUUUCUCUGACAGUAGCAGCUCAGCCUAAUUGUGUGCUAUACACAAAAAAACACCCUUUUACAAUCGGGAUCUGCUGCA
Messenger RNA from Capra hircus (goat), 1885 nucleotides. It is a transcript of the gene TIMM22, whose product is annotated as translocase of inner mitochondrial membrane 22 homolog. The coding region runs from base 235 to 819 and encodes 194 amino acids. The transcript has 4 exons. The record is from RefSeq and is a predicted model, not a curated record. Gene Ontology annotation, biological process: protein insertion into mitochondrial inner membrane. Lineage: Eukaryota; Metazoa; Chordata; Mammalia; Artiodactyla; Bovidae. Gene Ontology annotation, cellular component: TIM22 mitochondrial import inner membrane insertion complex. Gene Ontology annotation, molecular function: transmembrane protein transporter activity.